Dracunculus medinensis (Guinea worm) is the source of this 279-nucleotide messenger RNA. NCBI's taxonomy places the organism in Eukaryota, Metazoa, Nematoda, Chromadorea, Rhabditida, Dracunculidae. The record is from the annotation of a GenBank genome assembly.
AUGGGUAGCUCCAUUUGUCCCCAAUUAUUCACAUGGGAAUGUGAAGAGAUGAGUUGCUGUGAAAGCUAUCGUUUUCGGGUACUCAUACUCUUCGCCUCUAUUGGUUUCUUAUUGGCAGCACUGAUCGUUGCUGCCAUAUGGCUUUCUUUUGAAUUCAGGCCAGCUUACAGAAAACGCUUACGACAAACGGAAAUAAGUGGACAGCACCCACGUUCAGAUCUUGAAAUGCGAAGUUUCGAAGAAGCAAAAUAUUUAAGGCGAAUGUCUCAAAACAAGUAA